Messenger RNA from Lachancea thermotolerans CBS 6340, 753 nucleotides. RefSeq names its product 2,5-diamino-6-(ribosylamino)-4(3H)-pyrimidinone 5'-phosphate reductase (gene RIB7). The transcript has a single exon. Bases 1 to 753 code for a protein of 250 amino acids. Gene Ontology annotation, biological process: riboflavin biosynthetic process. The record is from RefSeq and is a predicted model, not a curated record. Gene Ontology annotation, molecular function: 5-amino-6-(5-phosphoribosylamino)uracil reductase activity. Lineage: Eukaryota; Fungi; Ascomycota; Saccharomycetes; Saccharomycetales; Saccharomycetaceae.
AUGUCGCUUGUUCCGCUCAAAGACGAUCUGCCUUCAUUCCUGUAUCAAUACCUGCCCGCUGCUGCUGCUGGCAAUGCGUCGCAGAAACCAUUUGUGACCCUAACGUACGCACAGUCUCUGGACUCACGCAUCUCCAAGGGUAAGGGCCUGCGAACAACCAUCUCGCAUCCGGAAACAAAAACCAUGACACAUUAUCUCAGGUACAAGCACGACGCCAUCAUGAUUGGCUGUGGAACAGCGCUGGCGGACGACCCAGGUCUCAACUGCAAAUGGGCCCCGGCGGGCAAAACUUCAAGCACAUCCUCCUCGCCUCGGCCUGUCAUUAUCGAUCCACAGGGAAAAUGGGACUUUGAAGGUUCGAAAAUGCAGCAGUUAUUCAGAGAAGAUGCUGGGAAGCCUCCGGUGAUCGUGGUACGGGACCUGGGCUCCAUCCUCAAAAGACAUCCUGACGCUACAUACGUGUCUGCUCCGUCAAGCCCAGCUGGCCGAUUCGACUGGCUUACAUUAAUGCUGCUCUUAAAGAGCGAGUUCGGUUUCGAAUCCAUCAUGGUCGAGGGCGGAGCGCUUGUCAUAAACCAGCUUCUGUCAAGGCCCGACGUUGUUGAUAGCCUGAUUGUCACUGUAGGAGCAAAAUACCUGGGCUCAGAAGGUGUUGAGGUUAGCCCGCCAGUCGGAGAGGUUAAUCUGCGCAACGUACAGUGGUGGAGGGGAACUGUAGACACUGUAAUGGGCGCGAAAUUGGAUUCCCGUUAG